Mytilus californianus (California mussel) is the source of this 5732-nucleotide messenger RNA. RefSeq lists its product as uncharacterized. NCBI's taxonomy places the organism in Eukaryota, Metazoa, Mollusca, Bivalvia, Mytilida, Mytilidae. Gene Ontology annotation, molecular function: nucleic acid binding. The record is from RefSeq and is a predicted model, not a curated record. Gene Ontology annotation, biological process: DNA integration. The coding region runs from base 477 to 1958 and encodes 493 amino acids. The transcript has 4 exons.
CGCAUAAUUCAAUUUAUGCAAUCGCAUUAAUAAUUAUGCGAUCGCAUAAUUCAAUUUAUGCAAUCGCAUAAAUAAUUAUGCGAUGGCAUUAUUAUUUAUGCAAUCGCAUUAAUUGAAUUAUGCGAUAGCAUUAAUCCCAUAAAUGCAAUCUCUUAAAUAUCUAUCCAUUUAUGCAGUCGCAUAAAUAUUUUUGCAAUCGCAGAAAACAUAUUUUUCGACCAAUCAAAAUCUAUAUAACAUCGAUUGAAACUUCCCUUCAUUUUUAAGGAGAAGUCCAAGUACCUCCGAAUGAACUUUAAUUAAGACUGCAAGUGACAGUGCUAACAAUUUCAUGUAACUUGUAAGAUGGUAAAUUCGAUGGAUAGGAGGAUCUUGCAGACAUGUAGCCUGGCAUCCUGACACAAUCUUAUAAUUCCUCGAUCUACUGUCGUGCAGUUACUGAGUUAGCCAGGAUCACAGGCUCUGAGGCUGGCAAGAUGGCGAUUCGCACAAGGCGUGGAGGAGGUAGAGAUAAUCUCAAUCUGGUGAACUUCUUAUCUACUUGUGAUGGCGUUGUCCAGGAUGUUGCUAGAUUAUUGAGAACUGAUCAUAGCGACGUAAACUAUGUUGAUUCAUCGCUUUUGCGAAUACAGACUCUUGCAACAAAUCUAAAUAGGGUGUGUCAUAGCCAUCCAGAAAAUACAGAGUUACUGCGUUUGGUACAGUUACUUCAGUCUGACAUCAAGGAAUUGAAAAGUGCAUCCUCAGGUACAGCAUAUAAGGCUACUAGAACAAUUCAAGGCUCAGCUGGCCCCCCAUCUUAUGAUAUAACUAGAGAUCAACUUGAGUUUUUUUUGGAAUUGGGUUUCAAGGGAACUGAUAUGGCAAAGAUGCUCCAAGUAUCAAGAUCUACUGUAAUGAGAAGAUUGAGGUUCUUCACGUUAUCAAUAUCUGACACCUUCACUGUUCUUUCCGAUGAUGAGUUGGAUUUGUUAAUCAAGCCAAUGGUUGUUGAAAACCCAUACCUGGGAUAUAGAUCUGUAAAGGCUCGUUUAAGAAGUCUUGGCCAUGUAUUCCAAGAGGGCAAAGUACGUGAAGCUCUUAUUAGAUGUGAUCCUACAGCUGCAGCAUUGAGAUGGUCUGACACAAUACAUAGGAGAAAAUACUGUGUAGCUGGGCCAAAUUCCCUUUGGCAUAUUGAUGGAAAUCAUAAGCUAAUCAGGUGGCGAUUUGUGAUUCACGGCGGAAUUGAUGGAUUCAGCCGCCUGAUUGUAUUUAUGGGAGUGGCCACAAACAACAAGUCUUCCACAGUAUUUGAUUUAUUUCUAAAUGCCACAACAACUUGUGGACUACCAUCUCGAGUGAGAACUGAUCAUGGAGGUGAAAAUGUUGAUGUUGCCAAUUUCAUGGUCUUACAAAGAGGACCUGGGAGAGGGAGUAUAAUACAAGGAAGGAGUGUUCAUAACCAGAGGAUAGAGAGAUUGUGGCUAGAUUUGUUUAAAGGCUGUACAAAUGUGUUUUAUGACUUAUUUACAUUUCUGGAAGCUGAACAUAUUCUGAACAUAGAAAAUGAGAAGCACAUAUUUGCCCUUCAUUUUGUUUUUAUUCCAAAGAUCCAGGCCUCGCUACAAAUAUUUCUGAAUCAGUGGAAUAAUCAUAAGCUUAGCUCUGAAAAUGGAAAAACUCCAAACCAAUUGUUUUUGAAAGGGGUCCUUCAGCAGUAUCAUAGUGAGUCAAGUGUCAUCAAAGACCUUUUCAAUGAGAUUGAUGAUGACUUUGGCAUUGACUGGGGAGGUCCAGUACCUGAUACUGAAGAUGAGAAUAUUGAAGUUACAAUUCCAGAAACACAGUUUCAUCUGUUGGACACAAGUUUACAAGAACUAAGAACACAAGUUUUUCCCCUUCUAGAAAAUAGAAAUGAUUUUGGAAUUUCUGAAUACCUUGUAACAUUAGAUUAUUUGGACCAUUAUCAACAGUAAUUUUGAUUUAUUUACAAAUUAAAAUUUUAUUGAUUAGUCCCUCUACAAAGUAUUUAUAGUGUCAAUGUCCUCAUGCACAUCCACACUUGCUUAAAAUCUAAGAUCUUAUCCUAGGAACAAGAAGGGACGACAUCAAAAGUUCAAUGUAGGAUAAAAAACUUAAUUCACAUAGUUUUUUCAAUGAUCCUUCCCUCUCCCUUUUUUAACUUCAUUUGGGAAAAAUUGACUGAUCAAUAUGGAUACCUGUAAAAUCAAUGUCAAAUAAACAAAUCUUGCAGCAUUUUUUACCCCCACACCCCAAACUAUUUGAUUUCGUUUUUAUACGCCCGUUUACGGGAUGUAUUAUGGUAUACCGUUGUCCGUCUGUCCGUCCGUCGUCAACAUGUCGGACAUUAACUCAAAAACGCUUUAACCAAUUUGCAUAAAACUUUGGUGAAUUGUUUAUAUCUAUUGACGUGAGCUCCCUUUCGUUUUUUAUAAAUUUUAAAUUUUACGUUUCUGAGUUAUGGGGUUUUAUUCAUUAAAAAAGGGGUGAUUUUCCAGUUUUCGGACCAUAACUCAAGAAUGCUUUCACCAACUUGCAAGAAAUUGUGGUGAAUUGUUUAUAUGUAUUGACAUGAGCUCCCUUUCGAUUUUUAUAAAUUUUAGAUUUUAUAUUUUCUAGUUGCAGGGUUUUAUUCAUAAAAAAGGGGGAUUUUCCAGUUUUCGGACAAAAACUCAAAAAUGCUUUCAGCAGUUCUUAUGAAACUAUGGUGAAUUGUUUAUAUCUAUUUAAGUAAGCUCCCUUUAGAAUUUUAUAAAUUUUACAUUUUACAUUUCUGAGUUAUGGGGUUUUAUUCAUUAAAAAAGGGGGGAUUUUCCAGUUUUCGGACAAUAACUCAAAAUUGCUGUGAGCAAUUCUCAUGAAACUUUGGUGAAUUGUUUAUAUCUAUUGAUGUAAGCUCCCUUUUUAUUUUCAUAAAUUUCUAGUAUGACAUUGAGAAUAAAUUGAACUUUAUUUGUUUAUAGUCUGACAACAGAUUUACUAAGUAUUGCGCAACAGCACAGUGUAUUGCACAACAGCAAGAAAUCUUUAAUUGAAUAUAAUUUCAAUUCAUAUAACCAAUUUCAAGUUCUUUGACUACAUUUAUUCAAAAACCUGUAAUAUGUCAAAUAUUUAAUUACAAUCCAAAUUCAGACCUGUAUCAAGCUUGAAUAUUGUGUCCAUUUUUGCCCCAACUGUUCAGGGUUGGACCUCUGUGGGCGUAUCCAACUGCGCUCAGCGAAGCAGUUUAUUUUUCAUUUAUUGAUCUUUUGAUGCCCUCCCUAGGAGGUACUUGAAGGAACUUGUCAGCUUGUAUACACUGAUCUAUGUUUAAUUGUUAGAGAUCAUCCUUCAGCAAGAAUAAUUUCACUGAGAGAUAUUUGUAGUUUUUUAUGUUCCAGAGGUUAGGCGAAGGGGGUAUUAAUUUUUACCAGUGUCUUUCCAUAAUUUUGUCCAUACAUACAUUUGUACAUCCCAAAAUUGGUUUCCAUUCUUUAACGACUAACGUCACAGUACCCAAGUUGCAUGGAGUACCCCAAUUGCAUCUAUUCAACAAAAACCGCUGGGGAAAUCUUAAAAAUUUUCUUUGAAACAAAAUAAUUUGUAAUUUUGUUAUUUGACAUUAAACACGUCUUUCAUGAAAGGUAAAAAUAUAAAAUAUACAUAAAACAUUCACGUAUACAUAAAUCAAUAGAUUCAAAAUUCUAUCUAGGAGUUACGCCGCUUUGAACUUAUUUGCCUCAAUAAGCUACUGUAACAGUUUGUCAUCGCAGCCCCUCUGAAACCACACAACAGAAUUUCAUGAAACUUUUUAGAUAAUGAUAUGUAGGGAAUUAUGUUUUUUUUUCUGCGAGUUACACCCCUUUGAACUUAUUUGCCUCAAUAAACUAUUGCAACUCCUCUGAAACCACACAGCAGAAUUUCAUAAAACUUUUUAGAUAAUAUGGACAUACUAUGUAGACCUGCAUAUCAACAGGAAAUUAUGAUUCAAUUGUUUUUAUACGCCCGUUUACGGGACGUAUUAUGGUAUAUCAGUGUCCGUCCGUCUGUCUGUCGUCAACAUGUCAGACAUUAACUCAAAAAUUCUUUCACCAAUUUGCAUAAAACUUUGGUGAAUUGUUUAUAUCUAUUGACGUGAGCUCCCUUUCGUUUUUUAUAAAAUUUAGAUUUCACCUUUCCGAGUUAUGGGGUUUUAUUCAUUAAAAAAAAGGGGGAUUUUCCAGUUUUCGGACAAUAAGUCAAGAAUGCUUUCACUAACUUGCAAGAAAUUGUGGUGAAUUGUUUAUAUCUAUUGACAUGAGCCCCCUUUCGAUUUUUAUAAAUUUUAGAUUUUACGUUUCCGAGUAACAGGGUUUUAUUCAUAAAAAAAGGGGGGAUUUUCCAGUUUUCAGACAAAAACUCAAAAAUGCUUUCAGCAAUUCUUAUGAAACCUUAAUGAAUUGUUUGUUUGUAUUGAUGUAAGCUCCUUUUAGAAUUUUAUAAAUUUUACAUUUUACAUUUCUGAGUUGUGGGGUUUUAUUCAUUAAAAAAAGGGGUGAUUUUCAAGUUUUCUGGCAAUAACUCAAAAAUGCUGUCACCAAUUCUCAGGAAACUUUGGUGAAUUGUUAAUAUCUAUUGAUGUAAGCUCCCUUUUUAUUUUCAUAAAUUUCUAAUAUGACAUUGAGAAUUAAUUGAACUUUAUUUGUUUAUAGUCUGACAACAGCAGAUAUACUAAGUAUUGCACAACAGCAAGAAAUCUUUAAGUGAAUAUAAAUUCAAUUCAUAUAACCAAUUUCAAGUUCUUUGACUACAUUUAUUCAGAACCUAUAAUAUGUCAAAUAUUUAAUUACAAUCCAAAUUCAGACCUGAAUCAAGCUUGAAUAUUGUGUCCAUUUUUGCCCCAACUGUUCAGGGUUGGACCUCUGCGGGCAUAUCUAGCUGCGCUCAGCGAAGCAGUUUAUUCUAUGAGUUAUACCUCUUUGAACUUAUUUGCCUCAAUAAAACAAUGAACUUAUUUGCCUCAAUAAAACAACAACAACAACAAUACUUUAUUUUAAGAGGUUUACACAGUUAGCUAUAUAACUAAUCUUCCCUGAGGCCCUCAUCAUGAAAAUCAAACAAAAUGCAAACAUAUACAUUGCAUACAUCAGAAUAAAAAGUCAAGUAUGAUAAUAACGUUCAAUACAACUUGAUAAGAUGUUAUGAAAAUAAUCAGUUUUCAAUAUUAAUUAUACAGCUAGGUAUAAAUAAUAUACUUCUGAAACAGUUUGUCAUUGUAACUCUUCUAAAACCACACAACAGAAUUUCAAUCAACUUUGUAGAUAAUAAUUAGGACAUACUAUGUAGAUGUGCAUUUUAACAAUAAGUAAUGAUUCAAUUUUUUUUAGAGUUAUUUUAUUUGUCUAGUGACAAUGUGGUGGUGUCGGGUAUGUGACCACGCUCACUAAGGUUCUUUAAUUGUGAUAUUUAGUAACAAGAUUUGUGUUUACGAAAUGCUACAACCAAAUAAUUUUUUUUUGGCAUGUGAACUUAGAAUGUUGGCUAACAUAUCAAGAAUGAGUAUCCUACUGAUCGAAUAAUUUUUUUGAAAGUAAUUGUCUUUGAAAAUAGGUAAUUUUGCCAAAAUAUUAGUUUUCUGGACUUACUUUUCUUAAUAGGUAAUGACUGCUUCGCACUGUCAUAAAUUAAGUGUUCACUUCUGUUUAUAUGUUUAUAUAUUUUUACAGAGAAUGUAAUUUAUUCAUUUAUUUAAAUAAAUGUGAUUAGCUUUA